GUGAAAGAAAACGAGACAACAACUUCAGUGAAAGAAAACGAGACAACAACCUCAAUGAAAGAAAACGAGACAACAACCUCAGUGAAAGAAAACGAGACAACAACUUCAGUGAAAGAAAACGAGACAACUACCUCAGUGAAAGAAAACGAGGCAGAAAAUGAAUCAAAAGAAAACGAGGCAGAAAAUGAAUCAAAAGAAAACGAGGCAGAAAAGGUAGCAAAAGAAAACGAGACAAAGACCACAGUAAAAGACAAAUUAGCCAAAGAAAGCGAGACAGAGACAUUAUUGAAAGAAAACGAAUCUGGGAUAUUGGUGAAGGAAAACGGGACAGACAUGAAGAUGAUAACAGAGUCCCAUGUGGGCGAAUUAAACGUCACCUCACCGGGAGUCAGUGGGAUACGUAGACUCAUGACCCAAGAGGAAUAUCUGAGAGUGAAGAAAAUUCACCAAGACAGAAUCUCGUUGGUGAAAGAGCGAUGCGAGAAGUUUACCCCAACCGCCACCAGGGGACUCACGGCGCUGAUCAACAGAGGGAGCCACUACAAGCUGGGCAACAAGCUGUUUCUUCCUCAGGAUGUUAUCAAUUCGAAUUUCCAGAUUGAUGAGACACACCGCGUGACCUUCUGUUGGCAAUACAAGGUCGGGUCGACAGCCUGGAAUGCAAUGUUCGCCUACCUGCUCAACCAGACCAGUGUAAUCCGGCGGAAAACCUUCUACGACAUGCGCAAGAUCAUGACAGUGAAGACCAUGAAAGAGUUCAAGAAGUCCAUGGACUUCUACAAGUUCCUCAUCGUUCGAGAGCCUCUGGAAAGACUAUUGUCGGCGUACAGGGACCGCAUCGAAGACACCUCUCACCGCUCGUGGCAGAGAGACAACUACGUGCCGAAAAUACUCAAGGUUACGAGACCCCAUUUGAAGAGCGCCGACAUCAGAGUCAACGGGAGCCUCGUCGUCAUCCCCACCUUCAGGGAGUUCGUGGAGUACCUGCUGGUGACGCCCAUCGGGAACUACGACCCCCACUGGCGCCCUUACUGGAAGCACUGCGCCCCCUGCGUCGUCUCCUUCCAGGCCAUCGGCAGGGCGGAGACGCAGGCGCAGGAUAUCCGCUUCAUCCUGGAGGACUCCGGGCUGGCGAGGGAGAUCGAUAAUACGGUCCUUGAGCAAAACGCCCACCACGGCCGAGGCAGCACGCACGACCUCCUUGUGUCUUACUACUCGACCCUCGACAUCUCCACCCUCGAGAAGCUCUACCGGCGCUACGAGGUCGACUACUUCAUCUUCGGCUACGACAUCCAGCUCCUCCUCGACGAACUCCAUCCUCACAGGAACAUCUCCUUCAAGUCGAGGUUCUGAGGCGCUUUGUCCCAAGUGUGAUCUCAAGGUCUUGUUUUAAAUAGACCGGUGGACGUGGCCGCGGUGUCGUGGCGAGGAACCUGACAGAGGACGAUCAAGGUCCUGCGAGGCCCUCCUUCCACCUUCUACCGGCAUAAGCUAAAGCCUGCUAGCAUUUGGUAAGGUCUCGCAAGGUCUGCCAAAACCUGGCAAGGUCUGCCAUCGUCUACCAUCGUGCGCUGAGGCCUGUCAGAGAUCUGACAAAGUUCUGGCAUGGUCUAGCAAGGACUUCUCGUCAUCUGUUAACACCUACAAGCUUUGACAAGGUCCAGCAUCGCCUAUCAAUAUAUGUUAAGGUCCGGCAAGGUCUUUCAACGUCUUGCAAUCUGUUUGUUUUGCCGUUGGUCAUGUGAUACCAUUACAGUGUGAUACUACUGUGUGUUGCUUCUUGUCGGCCAUAACACGCUGUGGAUCUGGUUAGGAAAGACAAUACCAGAGGGGCGUGGAGGAACAACAUGGGAAUAUCAAGAGUAAUUAAAACGUUUUUGGGAUUGUUAUAAAAAGCUGAUUGUAAGAUUUCAUAACUGAAAUACUAUCACGAUAAAAAGAAUAAUGUAUGGUGAUAUUCAAGACAUGUGAUGAGCUAUUAAAGAACAAAUAUUUUUACAAUAUACUAUGACUAAAACCUCAAAA
Penaeus chinensis is the source of this 2025-nucleotide messenger RNA. RefSeq names its product carbohydrate sulfotransferase 10-like. NCBI's taxonomy places the organism in Eukaryota, Metazoa, Arthropoda, Malacostraca, Decapoda, Penaeidae. Gene Ontology annotation, cellular component: membrane. The coding region runs from base 55 to 1353 and encodes 432 amino acids. The transcript is spliced from 6 exons. Gene Ontology annotation, molecular function: sulfotransferase activity. The record is from RefSeq and is a predicted model, not a curated record. Gene Ontology annotation, biological process: carbohydrate biosynthetic process.